Molecule: messenger RNA, 597 nt
Organism: Insectozyma verbasci
Lineage: Eukaryota; Fungi; Ascomycota; Pichiomycetes; Serinales; Debaryomycetaceae
Source: the annotation of a GenBank genome assembly
AUGGGUUACGUUCCUUCAAUUGGCUCUCCAGCUCCAUCAUUUAAGAAAACUGCUGUUAUUGACGGUGUUUUUGAAGAAGUUUCAUUAGAACAAUAUAAAGGAAAAUGGGUUUUAUUAGGUUUUAUUCCAUUAGCUUUUACUUUUGUUUGUCCAACUGAAAUUAUUGCUUAUUCAGAAGCUGUUAAAAAAUUCACUGAAAAAGAUUGUCAAGUUUUAUUUGCUUCAACCGAUUCAGAAUAUUCAUUAUUAGCUUGGACUAAUGUUGAAAGAAAAGAUGGUGGUUUAGGUAAAGUUAAUAUUCCAUUAUUGGCUGAUACUAAUCACUCAUUAUCAAAAGAUUAUGGUGUUUUAAUUGAAGAAGAAGGUGUUGCUUUAAGAGGUAUUUUUUUAAUUGAUCCAAAAGGUAACUUGAGACAAAUUACAAUUAAUGAUUUACCAGUUGGUAGAUCAGUUGAUGAAUCAUUUAGAUUAUUAGAAGCUUUCCAAUUCACUGACAAACAUGGUGAAGUUUGUCCAGCAAAUUGGCAACCAGGUUCUGAUACUAUUAAACCACAAGUUAAAGAUUCAAAAGAAUACUUUACCAAAGCUAAUAAAUAA